AUGGAUAAUGAUGGCUAUAUUUAUGUUGGUGAUUGGGAUGUACAUGAAGUUAGACGACAUAGAAUAGGAGAAAGUCAAACAAUUUUAAGCGCAAGUGGAAAUGGGCAAGGUAAUCGGCUCAAUCAGUUGAGUAAUCCGGGACUUUUAUUCAUUGAUCGAAAUCAUUCAUUGUACAUAUCAGAUACUAGUAAUCAUCGUGUGAUGAAGUGGAUGAAAGGUGCUAAAGAAGGCAUAGUUGUCGCUGGUGGUCACGGUCAAGGAAAUAGUAUUGCACACUUAUCAUAUCCACUUGGAGCUAUUGUAGAUCAAUCAGGUGCUGUCUAUGUAGCUGAUGAUAGAGUGUGGGUGUGGGUGUUGGGCGUGGGUGUGGGGUGA
Messenger RNA from Rotaria sp. Silwood1, 375 nucleotides. The record is from the annotation of a GenBank genome assembly. NCBI's taxonomy places the organism in Eukaryota, Metazoa, Rotifera, Eurotatoria, Philodinida, Philodinidae.